AUGUCACAACACACUCUGCCCUCGGAAGAGGACCUGAGAGAAUACUACGUCGGCAAAGAUCUCAACGAUGUCCCUAAACCAUCUGCCGUGCUCGAUGCAGCGAUCAUCAAACGCCACUGCGAGCAAAUGCUCCGCACCAUGAAGGUGCUGAACGUGGGAUUCCGCGCACACGUCAAGACACACAAAACCCACCACGUUGCAGCACUACAAGUCGGAGAUGACGAGAACAGCCCGGCCAACUUCAUCGCCUCGACAGUCUUUGAAAUCGAAUCGCUCCAGCUGCUGUUCGCGGAGCUUGGCCAACAUGGCCGCGCAGUAAAUGUGCUCUAUGGCAUCCCGUUGCCACCUUCGCAGGUGGAAAGACUAGCCGCCGUCGCAUCGCUGCUGGGCAAGAACAGCGUCACGGUGAUGAUCGAUCAUCCAGACCAGCUGGCCGCUCUUGAGAAAUUCGCUGCCCUGGCUGGCUUUCCUGCGUGUGUGUUUCUCAAGAUUGAUACCGGGUAUCACCGUGCCGGGCUGCCGCCGGCCUCUCUGAAUAAAAACGGGUUGCUCGAAAAACUCGCCGCCGCAGAACAGGCGGGGCAUGCUAAAGUCCUGGGAUUGUAUUCCCACAGUAGUCUCAGCUACGCGGGGACGACAGCCGACGAAGCUAUGAACCACCUGGUUUCUGAGAUUACGGGGUGUGUCGAGGCACUGAAGCAGAAUCGGCAUCUCCUCCCGCAAGACAAAGACAGGGAGCUAGUUAUCAGCGUCGGCGCAUCGCCGCAGGUUGUCUCAUCGCAGAAUCUGGUAGCGGACGAACCACUCAGCGCAGAGGCCCAGAAGUUGAAAGAGUUGCUGCGCAAUCCGGACUCGGAUCCAAACUCGAACGUCAAGAUCGAGCUGCACGCAGGCGUCUACCCAAUCCUGGAUAUGCAACAGCUCUCCACGAACGCGAGAGGACGCGCAACCAACCCAGAACACGAAGUCGCCAUCUCAGUCCUCGCAGAAGUAUGCAGCGUUUAUAACGACGGCGAACGCUCCAAACCAGAAGCUCUUCUCGCAGCAGGGACGCUAGCUCUCGGCCGCGAACCAUGUCCCAGCUAUCGAGGCUGGGGAACUCUUUCGUCCUGGCGACAAGAAGCAAACCCAGGUUCCUCAGAUCGGUUGAUCGUCGAUCGGAUUAGCCAGGAACACGCCAUCGUAUCCUGGGAGCAUAGCGCGGACGAGAAGAUUCCGUUGCACGUUGGACAGACGGUCAAGAUCUUCCCGAAUCAUGCUUGUAUUACCAGCGCGUACUAUGAAUGGUAUCUUGUUGUAGAUUCGGAGGCGGAUGCUGGCGCAGCGAAGAUUGUGGAUGUCUGGGUGAGGGCUAGGGGAUUAGGAGGAAUGCCGGAUAUGUUGCUGAAUCCACGACGUUAA
This is a messenger RNA of Penicillium lagena, 1401 nucleotides long. RefSeq lists its product as uncharacterized. Gene Ontology annotation, molecular function: D-serine ammonia-lyase activity. NCBI's taxonomy places the organism in Eukaryota, Fungi, Ascomycota, Eurotiomycetes, Eurotiales, Aspergillaceae. The transcript has 2 exons. Gene Ontology annotation, biological process: D-serine catabolic process. Bases 1 to 1401 code for a protein of 466 amino acids. The record is from RefSeq and is a predicted model, not a curated record.